UGGCGGCACGAGAAGGUGCGUGUGUGAUUCAUGCGCUGUAGGGAGUGGAGUCCUGGGCGGGACUCUGACACAGCGUUUAUCACAGCUCCAGGCAGGUGAGUAGAAAACACACACACACCGUGCGGAGCGGAUCCCAGAGGAGCUCCAGCUUCAGCGAGUGUGAGACUCUCUUGCUGCGCUCCCUCUUCUGCCAGCGCUUCACGUGUGGCCUGCGCUUCGUCGCACACCUCAGAUCCCAGAUGAGGCUCUUCCUGUUGCUCUCUGCGAUGGCUGCCGUCUCCAGGGCCCAGACUGACUGCUCGGUGGGCGCGUGUUACCCGCCCGUCACUGACCUCCUGCUGAGCCGAGGCCACCAGCUGCACGCCACCUCCACGUGUGGCCUCAGCGGCUCGGAGAUCUACUGCACCCCAUACGAGCAGAUCAGGAUGAAGUGUUGCCCAUGUGACUCGCGGAACCCCGACGGUCCACUGGCUCACACCAUCAAAGAGGUGCUGUCCUCUGCAAAGCCCGAUCGAUGGUGGCAGUCAAGGAAAGAGUUGAGCCCCGUCACGCUGCAGUUUGACCCCCAGAAUUUAUUCCAGCUGAACAACCUGGUCCUCAACUUCAAGGGGCCGCGGCCCAGCUCCCUGGUGAUAGAGAGAACCCUGGACAAGGGCCAGACCUGGGAGCCUGCCCUCUACCUGUCCACAGACUGUCAGGAGAACUUCCCCGGCGUCCCAACUGUGCAGCCGCGGACCCUGGAGCAGACCUACUGCCAAACGCUGCCACCUAUGGGCGCCAGCCCGUACCAGGAUCAGACAGUCCAGUUCAGUCCCCUCCAGGUCUAUUCUGCCGUGGCUCUGCCCAACAGUCGGAAGAUCGGAGAGGUGAGCGGCCUCACGGGCCUGAGGGUGAGGCUGACCCAGCUGGGAGACGUGCCCCGCCCGCCCGGCCGAGCGCUCAGCCGCUUCUAUGCCCUGAGGGACAUGAGGGUGAUGGGCAGCUGCAUGUGCCACGGACAUGCCAACCGCUGCCUGCCACAGGCCGGCGCCGCGCCUCUGACCGACAGCCUGCAGGCCGACUGCCCCGACAGAGACGGACUCUAUCCCGGGAACCUGGUGCUGGGUGCUGAGGCGAGUCACAGGUGCGACUGCCAGCACAACACCGCCGGCCCAAACUGUGAGCGCUGCGCCGACCUCUACCAGGACAAGCCGUGGAGAGCCGCCGAGGAAAACGAGCCGCACGUCUGCCAGCGCUGCCAGUGCAACAACCACGCCCAGCGCUGCCACUUCGACGCCCAGCUGUACGAGGCCAGCGGCCGGGUCAGUGGAGGCGUGUGCGACGAGUGCAUGCACCACACCACCGGGGCCCGGUGUGACCAGUGCGCGCCGGGAUACCAGCCCAACCCCCGCAGCCAAAUGGACCGGCCCGACGCCUGCAUACGCUGCUUCUGCAACGCCGACGGCUCGGUGAAUGGCGGUCGGUGCGACGACGACACCGGAACAUGCCAGUGCAAGCUCAACGUGGAAGGCGCUCGCUGUGACCGCUGCAAGAAAGGCUUCCACAGCCUGAGCCCGUCCAAUCCGCUGGGAUGCUCCAAGUGCCAGUGCUCCUCCUCGGGCUCCCUGUCGGACGUGUGCGACCCCGCCACCGGACAGUGCCGCUGCCAGCCCCACUUCCACGGCCUGACCUGCGACGUGUGCGCCAACGGCUACUGGAGAGCUUUCCAGUCGGGCGGCUGCGAGCCCUGCCGCUGCGACGCCUCCCGCUCCCUUGGUGACUCCUGCAACAUGCUGACGGGUCAGUGCGAGUGCAAGCCGGGCUUUGGCGGCCGAAGGUGCACAGAGUGUCCGGACAACUCGUACGGAGAGCCUCUGAUCGGCUGCAAGCCCUGUCUGUGCAACAAGGAAGGGACUCUUCCAGAGGUGUGCAACAAGCAGACGGGCGCCUGCUUGUGUCGCCCGGGGGUGGCUGGGACUCGCUGUGACUCCUGCAGGCCUGGACACUGCGACUCCUUCCCCGACUGCAUGUCCUGCCCCUUAUGCUACUUCGACUUGGACGGUCAGCGCAGGAGCCUCAGCGCCGACCUGCAGAAGCUCUCUCAGCAGAUCCCCACCACCUCCCCCGGUGACCUGGGGAAGUUUGAACCCCGGAUCCGUGACCUGGAGGAGGCGCUGAAGCAGUUGAAGGACUCCCUCUCAUUUCCACCAGCGGUGGCGCAGCAGAUCGACAAGGCUUUGACAGAGCUGGACCAACUGAGAGACCGGGCAGACGAGGCAGACAAGAACCUCUCCCCCCUCCAGAAGACUCCGGGGCUGACAGCAGAGCUGGACAGACUGCAGGCUCUGCUGGACGGACUGACCUUGCUGUACAACAACAAGAAGGACGGUCACACAAACACUGUGGACCCCAACAGUGACGCUCUGCUGGCAGCCAUCAGAAAAGCCUACGAUGAGUCCAAAGCAUCAGCUGCCAAGGUGGAGGACACGAAAGACACGGUGCGCCAGUCUGAGGCUCUCAGGGAGGAUGCGGUGGAUCGACAGAAACAAGUCCAGCCGGCCAAUACUCGUGAGCUGAGCAAGCUCAGCACCAGCAUGGCCAACCAGCCCGACCUCACCGCCGCCGCCAAGCAGGUGUGCGGCAGCACCGGCGCGGGGCCCUGCACGCCGCUCUCCUGUCCCGACACAGACUUGUGUCCUCCAGAGGGCGCGCCACUCUGUGAGGCGGGCAAGUGCCAGGGGGCGCUGCCUCUCAGUAAAAGGGCCGACGCCGACGUCCGGGAGGUGACGGAUCGACUGGACAAGCUCAGCAGCAAGAUCACCGAGGCAGCGGAGAAGUUCCAAGAUGCUCAGGAAAAAACGAACCAGGUGAGGCAAACUGCAGAGAAGCUGUCCGACAAGGUGAAGCAGACCAGAGAAGAGCUGGAUGGCGAGCUGAAAGACACCGGCGACGUCCUGAAGCAGCUGAAAGACCUGCUGUCAGGUCCAGCUCCCAACCUGACCCAGAUCCAGGACAUCAGCGACAAAAUCCUCAAGGUCAAACUGCCCCUCAGCAUGGAUGCUUUGAACAGGAAAGUGGCGGAGCUGAAGAAUCUGGCGGCAAAGUUGCCCGACAGUUCGGAGGUGCUGAACAAAGCUACACCUCAGCUGGAAGCCGCCCGCAAACUACUGCAGGAGGCGGAGGAGGCCAGGGACACGGCCGUGAACAAUAAUGUGACCAAACUGGUGAGGGAGUUCGACAACACCGAGAACGUGUUGUCUGACCUGGAGGAGAAGCUGCAGGACAGCAUGGACCAGAUGGAUGGGCUGAAGAAGACUCUGACUGAGGCCGAGGCGCAGCUGAGUCCAGCAGAGAAGGCUCUGGAUGACGCGAGCACUGUGCUGACGCCGCUGCAGCCCCAGGUGGAGGAGCUGGAGGACAGGCUGCAGAAUGGAGACCAGCUGCUCCAGGACGCGCAGGACGAUGCUCAAUUAGCCAAGGACAUGGCCACCGCUGCCGACCAGGACAUGAAGGUGUUGGAAGACAAAGUGAGGGAGCUGAAAGACUUGACCGACAAAGGAACGACGCCAGAUGGAGGAACACCGGAGGACCGACUGGCCAAGCUGCGACAGGACGCUGUGGAUCUGACCAACACCACGGACACCAUGGCCGACGCUCUCAAAGGCAAAGCAGACUCCAUCCGGCAGCUGCAGGACGAGGUGGUGCAGAAGGCAGCGCAGCUGGACGGACUCGAAGAGAAGCUCCAAGACCUGCUGGCCACACUGAGGAAGAAGGCUGAGGACCUGAGCACCUGCUCCAGAUGAGCGCGUGCUGCCGUGUGGCGUCACUGCCGUAUUAGAGCCCUAUUUAUUUCCCAGGUCUUUGCAUUGUUGUUAGCUUUAGCUUCUCUGCCUGAGCACAAGUGCCAGCUUCCACCCUUCACACGAGGAGACCUCUUGACUUCUGAAUAUUUAUUGAUGAUAUGAUACAAAAUAAAGACGGAUGUUGCCGCAUGUGUCUCGCCUCUACGC
This is a messenger RNA of Synchiropus splendidus (mandarinfish), 3989 nucleotides long. It is a transcript of the gene lamb3, whose product is annotated as laminin subunit beta 3. The transcript is spliced from 23 exons. Lineage: Eukaryota; Metazoa; Chordata; Actinopteri; Syngnathiformes; Callionymidae. Gene Ontology annotation, cellular component: laminin trimer. Gene Ontology annotation, biological process: substrate adhesion-dependent cell spreading; basement membrane assembly; cell migration. Gene Ontology annotation, molecular function: extracellular matrix structural constituent. The record is from RefSeq and is a predicted model, not a curated record. The coding region runs from base 240 to 3782 and encodes 1180 amino acids.